AGAAAAAGUCCGACGCGUAUAUUUAAAAUGGCCAAGCACUUGGCCGAUUUCCAGAGCAGCAAGCUUCUAUUUUACCAGAAGCUAGCACUAGGCGUUAUACUCAGUGGCAUUCUACUUUCCCUACCGUCAUUAUGCGGGGGCCAGGGAAACCCCAGUUUUAAAUACUCGCGCGAAGCGAAUGAAAAUUUCGAUGCGAAGAAGGCUCCGCCGGCAGUUCACCAUCACGAUCAUGAUGAUGAUGAUCAUCACCAUCAUCAUCAUCAUCAUCAUGACGAUCACCACGCUCAUGAUCAUCACGAUGAGCACCACGAGCAUGGGCAUCAUCACCACGGGCAUGAAGACGUCGACAUCCACAGCAAAACGAAGCCGGCACUUGAUAUGAGCACCAUAUGGUUGCAUUCAAUUGGGUCCACGUUGCUUAUCAGUGCCGCGCCUUUUGUAUUGCUCUACAUCAUACCGCUUGAUAACAGCGAUGCCAUGAAACCCCGUUUGAAAGUUCUACUGGCAUUUGCAUCCGGCGGCCUAUUAGGCGAUGCAUUUCUGCACUUGAUACCGCAUGCAACGCAUCCGCAUAGUCACGGAGAGCACGACCACGGGCAUGGUCACAGCCACGGCCACGGACACGACCAUCAUCAUCUUGAAGGCGAGGCCCAUGGACACAGUCACGACAUGAGCGUUGGUCUGUGGGUUCUGGGCGGAAUUAUCGCCUUCCUUUCAGUGGAGAAACUUGUGCGCAUACUGAAAGGUGGCGGCGGCGGCGGUGGACACGGGCACAGCCACGGUGCACCAAAGCCCAAACCCAAACCUGUUGCCGAGAAGAAAGCACCGAUAAGAGAAGGCAGCGGAGAUGGCGAUAAACAAGGUAAAUCAUCGAAAGCCAAGGCAAAGAAACCAGAGCCCGAGCCAGAGCCGGAGGGCGAGGUGGAGAUCUCAGGUUACUUGAAUUUGGCGGCAGAUUUUGCCCACAACUUCACCGAUGGACUGGCAAUUGGUGCUUCCUAUUUGGCUGGCAACAGCAUCGGCAUAAUCACAACCAUCACCAUUCUGCUGCACGAGGUGCCGCAUGAGAUUGGUGAUUUUGCCAUACUUAUCAAGUCGGGAUGCUCCCGCAGAAAGGCGAUGAUGCUGCAGCUCGUGACGGCGCUGGGAGCCGUGGCAGGCACAGCGUUGGCCCUGAUUGGUGCCGGCAGCGGUGAGGAUAACUCUGCUCCCUGGGUUUUACCCUUCACAGCCGGCGGAUUCAUUUACAUCGCCACAGUAAGCGUGCUUCCAGAGCUGCUAGAGGAGUCGACCAAACUGAAGCAAUCCUUGAAGGAGAUCCUAGCCCUACUCACCGGCGUGGCGCUGAUGAUUGUUAUAGCCAAGUUGGAAUAGUUUCUUGGAACGUUACUUAAACAUCCACAUAAUUUCAGAGAUAGAGUUUUUUAUUUGCAUUCAAAAAUUAUGCUUUUCUACACGAACGGUUUAAAUUAGUCAAAAAAUACACUUUUACAGGAAAAAAUCAA
This is a messenger RNA of Drosophila persimilis, 1505 nucleotides long. RefSeq names its product protein catecholamines up (gene Catsup). Bases 28 to 1374 code for a protein of 448 amino acids. Gene Ontology annotation, molecular function: zinc ion transmembrane transporter activity. Lineage: Eukaryota; Metazoa; Arthropoda; Insecta; Diptera; Drosophilidae. Gene Ontology annotation, biological process: intracellular zinc ion homeostasis; zinc ion transmembrane transport. The record is from RefSeq and is a predicted model, not a curated record. The transcript has 2 exons. Gene Ontology annotation, cellular component: membrane.